AUUGAGAAAGUAUUACGAAUCCUGGGAUUUUCAUUUGCAACGACUACAGCUAUACAAGUAACAUCCAAGCAAGAGAAAUACACAAAGGACGAAUAUUAUGGAAUGUGGACUAACACUCGCAAGACAAUGUUCUUUCAAACAAAGCAACGAAAAGUACAGAGCUACAGUCAUAUGGAAAGAUUUAGUCAUGUCAUUUCGUGCUCGUGUUGUUUGUAAGAAAAAGCGAAGACAUUUGAAAAGUUUUGAAAAUUGUUUUUCCGGAUCAUCAGCCGUAAAUAAGCUAUUUCAAAUUCUGCAAGAAAACGAAAAUUUUCCUCAAGAAAUUACGAAGGAACAGGCCGUCAAACUUCUGCAAAAGUUUCUUUCGGAGCAUGUCAUCGAAGCGGUGGAUGGUCAGUGGGAAAAUGAAACUUUUUCUGAUUCAAGCAAAUUAUACAGAUUUGCAGAUUGGAAAGAUGGAUACGCAAAUACCACGCCAACAAAGAAUAAAUAUAAGAUAAAAAGGCAUCACGGAACUGAUAAAUUAACCAGAAAAAUAUUUCGUGGAUUGAAUUAUAUCGAAGAAAUAUCAAGUCCAACAGUUGUAAAAAAAGCUAGAAGAUCAGGAGUAUUUACAAGAAUACAUGCAAUCACUCAAAAUGUUAGAUAAAGUUCAAGUUAAACACUUUACUAUACAUCGCGUACAUUCAGUUACACAGAAUGUGAAAAUCAAAUCAGUGUGAAAAAAUGACUCGAAUAGGAGGAGAAGUCAAAGGAUACAUCUCAACAAUGAAUGUACAACAACGGAAACAAACAAACCGAGAAAUUUUUCACGUCACGAUAAGACAAUUAUGACGUAACAUACAGGUACUCUUUCAACAUGAUGUUUCUAAAAACCAGCACGUAAAAACACCGUUCGGACGCAUUCAGCCAUGAAGAAUAUAUAUGGUUUAUCUGAUCAGGGGGAACGAAUGGAUCCUUUACUCAGAAAAUCAGAAGUAAAACAAUCAUGUCAAGAUGGAAAUGAUUCCUAACAACGAUGCAGUUUAUUUGGAUAACAAUAACUCAAGAAAUUUAUCACAUCACAAUGUUCUGAUGAGUCUCCGGGUGGGGAGGAUUAUGACUAAGCUAUAUAUAUUCCUUCGACACAGAAUUCUAAAAAUCCUGCUAAUUUGACAAUUGAAUACUCUGGAAACACUUAUCACUUUGCACAUAAUUAAUCAGAAUAACCUAUGCCAGGGAUGUGCAACCUGCGGCCCACGGAUCGAAUGUGGCCCACAAGGAAAACUUGUGCGACCCGCGGAGAAGGUACAAUUUUGAAGGGUGUGCGACCCGCGAAACGAGUUUUCAAUUUGGUUUAAUCUAGUACGUGCAAUUCCUCUGCGUUGCAAAGCCUAUAUCUGAGCUUGUGCCAAGCGAACAACGCAUGUCACAAGAUCAAUACUCAAAAUUGUCGUGUCUGCAGCUACUAGGAAGUACAUAUUAAGGCGCGGCCCACAGUUUCACCCAUUUAUUUGUAUCUGGUACCUUUGCUUCAAAUGUUACACAUCCCUGACCUAUGCUAUUGAACCAAACGUUACAGAAGUUCACGGUGGCUGGUUGAACGUUAUGGAGAAACAAAAGAUAAUCUUUUCUAUUAAUUCCUAUUUAGUUCUUCAAUAUGGUUCUUAUAUUUUACGUUUUGCACUAACUGUUCCAUAUUAUUUCCUUUAUGUCCAUUUUUUAUUUAUUUUUUGAUUCUUUUAUACAAUUUUUGAAAUAUAUUCAUUACAAUGAA
Messenger RNA from Styela clava, 1756 nucleotides. Its product is annotated as DEP domain-containing protein 1B-like. Lineage: Eukaryota; Metazoa; Chordata; Ascidiacea; Stolidobranchia; Styelidae. The record is from RefSeq and is a predicted model, not a curated record. Gene Ontology annotation, biological process: intracellular signal transduction.